AUGUGCACAGUGCCACGAGGGCUGUCACAGUGCCACGAGGGCUGUCACAGUGCCACGAGGGCGGUCACAGUGCCACGAGGACUGUCACAGUGCCACGAGGGCUGUCACAGUGCCACGAGGGCUGUCACAGUGCCACGAGGACUGUCACAGUGCCACGAGGGCUGUCACAGCGCCACGAGGGCUGUCACAGUGCCACGAGGACUGUCACAGUGCCACGAGGGCUGUCACAGCGCCACGAGGGCUGUCACAGUGCCACGAGGGCUGUCACAGUGCCACGAGGGCUGUCACAGCGCCACGAGGGCUGUCACAGUGCCACGAGGGCUGUCACAGUGCCACGAGGGCUGUCACAGCGCCAUGAGGGCUGUCACAGUGCCACGAGGACUGUCACAGUGCCACGAGGGCUGUCACAGCGCCACGAGGGCUGUCACAGUGCCACGAGGGCUGUCACAGUGCCACGAGGGCUGUCACAGUGCCACGAGGGCUGUCACAGCGCCACGAGGGCUGUCACAGUGCCACGAGGACUGUCACAGUGCCACGAGGGCUGUCACAGCGCCACGAGGGCUGUCACAGUGCCACGAGGACUGUCACAGCGCCACGAGGGCUGUCACAGUGCCACGAGGACUGUCACAGUGCCACGAGGACUGUCACAGUGCCACGAGGACUGUCACAGUGCCACGAGGGCUGUCACAGUGCCACGAGGGCUGUCACAGCGCCACGAGGGCUGUCACAGUGCCACGAGGGCUGUCACAGUGCCACGAGGGCUGUCACAGUGCCACGAGGGCUGUCACAGUGCCACGAGGGCUGUCACAGCGCCACGAGGGCUGUCACAGUGCCACGAGGACUGUCACAGUGCCACGAGGACUGUCACAGUGCCACGAGGGCUGUCACAGUGCCACGAGGACUGUCACAGUGCCACGAGGGCUGUCACAGUGCCACGAGGACUGUCACAGUGCCACGAGGGCUGUCACAGCGCCACGAGGGCUGUCACAGUGCCACGAGGACUGUCACAGUGCCACGAGGGCUGUCACAGCGCCACGAGGGCUGUCACAGCGCCACGAGGGCUGUCACAGCGCCACGAGGGCUGUCACAGCGCCACGAGGGCUGUCACAGCGCCACGAGGGCUGUCACAGCGCCACGAGGGCUGUCACUGCGCCACGAGGGCUGUCACAGCGCCACGAGGGCUGUCACAGCGCCACGAGGACUGUCACAGUGCCACGAGGGCUGUCACAGCGCCACGAGGGCUGUCACAGCGCCACGAGGGCUGUCACAGCGCCACGAGGGCUGUCACAGUGCCACGAGGACUGUCACAGUGCCACGAGGACUGUCACAGUGCCACGAGGACUGUCACAGUGCCACGAGGGCUGUCACAGCGCCACGAGGGCUGUCACAGUGCCACGAGGGCUGUCACAGUGCCACGAGGACUGUCACAGUGCCACGAGGACUGUCACAGUGCCACGAGGGCUGUCACAGUGCCACGAGGGCUGUCACAGCGCCACGAGGGCUGUCACAGUGCCACGAGGGCUGUCACAGUGCCACGAGGGCUGUCACAGUGCCACGAGGGCUGUCACAGUGCCACGAGGACUGUCACAGUGCCAUAAGGCUGGGAGUAAGGAGUUCACAGGAACUACGUGA
Molecule: messenger RNA, 1632 nt
Organism: Procambarus clarkii (red swamp crayfish)
Lineage: Eukaryota; Metazoa; Arthropoda; Malacostraca; Decapoda; Cambaridae
Source: RefSeq, a predicted model, not a curated record